Molecule: messenger RNA, 959 nt
Organism: Photinus pyralis (common eastern firefly)
Lineage: Eukaryota; Metazoa; Arthropoda; Insecta; Coleoptera; Lampyridae
Product: matrix metalloproteinase-9-like
Exons: 6
Coding region: 168-929 (253 amino acids)
Biological process (GO): extracellular matrix organization; proteolysis; collagen catabolic process
Cellular component (GO): extracellular matrix
Molecular function (GO): metalloendopeptidase activity; zinc ion binding
Source: RefSeq, a predicted model, not a curated record
UAUUCUAUUAUAUUAGUUACGUAAUGUUAUUUGCUAAGGUACAAAAAUAGAUUAUCACCAUUUUAUCUGAAAUUUGGUAUCUGCUUCUUUGUUAAGAGGUACUCAACGUUCUACUAUAAAUAAACCGCCGUUUUUCAACACCUUCAUUGUAUCCAAAGCAUCUAACCAUGAAAUUGGUAUUGAUUGCAGCCCUAUUCACUCUCACCUAUGCUGCACCUGCUGCAGUCCGUAACAAUGUUCUGAAUUACUUAACGCAAUUCGGUUAUUUGGCAGAGGCUAAGUUAAAUAACCCAUUAUAUGUGGUGAAAGCUAUCAAGAAACUACAACGCAUGGCUCAUAUUCCCGAAACUGGUGUCAUAGACGAGGCAACUAUUGAGUUUACGAAUACACCUCGCUGUGGGGUUCCCGACUUUGAGAAUAGUCAACUUCGUGCUUUUGUACCUAUGCCAUGGAGUAAAAGGAACCUCACUUACUAUUUAGGAAACAAGAGCAGACACCUUACGGAACAAGAAUAUGGCGACUACCUGAAACUUGCCCUGGAUACUUGGGGAAAGCACGCCAAAUUAAAUUUCACCAGAACAUUAGUCGUCGAAGAUGCUGAUAUUGUUUCCUUUUUCGCCGUCAGAGAUCACGGAUGCGGAACUCCGUUUGAUGGAGAAGGCGGUAUCUUGGCGCACGGCUUUUACCCAAACUUUUACACACCCCCGAACCCGAAAAACGGAGAUAUUCAUUUUGACGAUGACGAACCGUGGACUAUAAAUGGACAUGGAAGAUAUUUCGUUAGAGUUGCGCUACAUGAGCUGGGCCACUCGCUUGGAUUGGAGCACUCCUCUGUAUAUGGAGCGAUCAUGUUUCCGGCGGCGUCGUACAAUCGGUCAACAGAACUACAUCAAGAUGAUAUCGUUAGGAUACAAAAACUAUAUCCCUAGCGCCACUUACGAUAACUGACGCUUUACUUA